AUGCUCCCCUGCCCCCCAAACCUCCAGCCUCUGAGGACCCUCUCCCUCUUGAGCACCUCCAGCUUCCCGCCCCCUCCAGGGCGAUCUGGGGCCUCGAGCCCGGGGAGGAGUCCGGGCCCACGCGUGGGGGACCCGCGCGGCGCUGAGGAAAGUUUGUUUCCGGGACCUGGGCGGGGCGAGGCCGGGGGUGUGGGGGAGGAGUCGGCCUGGGAGUCCCCCGCCCCACUCUCUGGGUCUGGGGAGAGGGCUUCUCGCGCCCCUUCCCUGCAAGCUGGGCGGCCCCUGGAGCCCAAGCCGGAGCUUUGGGGGCCGUUGGGUCCCCAGGGUCCCGCGGGUCCUGCCCCCCUCCAGGCCUCUGACGUCACCGCACGCCACGCUGAUUGGCUGCCCGCGCCGUCGGUCAGGAUACUUCCUUCUGGGCCGCCGCCGCCGCCACUGAGUUACAAAGUUCCCAGCGCGGGGGGCGGGGGCGGGAAAGGAGCCCCGCGACCCCCGCCCGCCCGCGGCUACCGCGACCCCUGCCCGCCGAGCCCGAGCCCACCCGGUAACCCCCGAGCUCCCCAAACUUCCCCGGAUCCCCCAGGGGCCGAUCCUCUCCGCCCGCGUGGGGUCCCCGCGGGGUGUCUGGACCUUUAG
Molecule: messenger RNA, 636 nt
Organism: Trichosurus vulpecula (common brushtail)
Lineage: Eukaryota; Metazoa; Chordata; Mammalia; Diprotodontia; Phalangeridae
Product: basic salivary proline-rich protein 3-like
Exons: 2
Coding region: 1-636 (211 amino acids)
Source: RefSeq, a predicted model, not a curated record